CACACAGCAUAGUUAAUGUGUGACAACGGUAAUCCCAUCGAGGAACGAUGAACACGAGCUUCAUUUAAAAAUCUGGAAAUCAGGCAUGAGCUCUUCAACAGGACAGCUGACUCAACAGACAUCAGUGUGGUUUGUUUGAUCAUAUACCAGGAGGCUCGAAAUACAUACUACAGCAUCUUUGCUGUGCCCAGAAACAUGCAGUGGCGACGACGCCACCGCUGUGCACAUGCAGCUAAGUUUCUUUAUCUCAUCUCACUUUUGGCUGUUCUGGUCUUUCUGGUCAAUCAGGUGUGGCUGCCUAGGCUAACAGGUUUGCCACGGUGGAGAGUGCACCCUGUGGUGUAUGGAAGAGCAGGACUACAAACCACCAAAACCAAAUGGAACCUGAGCUCUCAGCAUUCUUCAUGGAGGUUUGUGAUUGUUCCUCUGCCAACUGACAAGAACAUCAGCUCCUACGAGAAGGAAGGCAUCUCCUCUCCUCAGGGAGACCCAAAGUUCAAUCCAACUUUGGUUGCCAACCCCAACCAAACUGAACAGGCAGACUCAAAUGGAACCAUCACCCAAGGACCUUACACUUAUAUAAUUAACGAACCAGACAAAUGCCAACAGAGCAGACCAGCACCAUUUUUAGUGUUUCUAAUAGCUACUGAGGUUCGCCAAGUAGAAGCAAGGAAUGCCAUACGGCAGACGUGGGGAAAUGAGAGCAUUGCUCCAGCUCCAGGACUCAUCAGACUCUUUCUACUCGGGAAAAAUGAAGGAGAGCUGGGAAAUUUACAGCAAAGGAUGCUGGAAGCAGAGAGUAGGAAGUAUCAUGAUAUCAUCCAGCAGGACUUCUUAGAUUCGUAUAAAAACCUGACCAUGAAAACAUUGAUGGGAAUGAACUGGGUGGCAAUGUACUGUCCAUCCUCCAGCUACGUCAUGAAGACAGAUAGCGACAUGUUUGUGAACACAGAGUACCUCAUUUAUAAGCUGCUCCGACCGGAACUAAAGCCUAAGAAAAACUACUUCACUGGCAACAUCAUGAGAGGUUACGCACCCAACAGAAACAAAAACAGUAAAUGGUACAUGUCGCCUAAACUAUAUCCAAGUGAGAAAUAUCCCACCUUCUGCUCCGGGACAGGUUAUGUGUUUUCGGGAGACUUGGCAGGGAAAAUCUACAAAGCAUCUCUAAGAGUGGCCCCUGUGCAUUUGGAGGAUGUGUAUGUGGGAAUAUGUCUGGACAAGCUUCAGAUUGAGCCCGUGCCACCGCCCAAUGAGUUCCUUUUCAACCACUGGCGAGUGUUUUACUCCAGCUGCAAGUACAGCCACCUGAUUACAUCACAUGGGUUUCAUCCCAACGAGAUACUCAAAUAUUGGCAUCACCUCCAAAACAACAAACACAAUGCCUGCAUCAACUCAUUAAAGGAGAAAGUGGGCAAGCCUCACUUCAACAGAGUGAUGAGAGAAAAAUCUCUUUAAAGAGUCCCCAUUUUAUACAAAUACAGUUUAUAUGGAUUAUUGUUUGAUGCAACUUGAAAUUUGUAAUUUGGCUGCUUUUAAAUCAAAAUAACAGCUAAUGUUUUGGAGAUUCAAACUGUUUUGUGCAAAAGAAAUGGAACAUGAUAAACUAAUCACUGAAGAGACAAUGU
Messenger RNA from Thalassophryne amazonica, 1628 nucleotides. RefSeq names its product beta-1,3-galactosyltransferase 2. The record is from RefSeq and is a predicted model, not a curated record. Gene Ontology annotation, molecular function: N-acetyl-beta-D-glucosaminide beta-(1,3)-galactosyltransferase activity. NCBI's taxonomy places the organism in Eukaryota, Metazoa, Chordata, Actinopteri, Batrachoidiformes, Batrachoididae. Bases 196 to 1458 code for a protein of 420 amino acids. The transcript has 2 exons. Gene Ontology annotation, cellular component: membrane.